GAAUCUAAGUACAAAAUGUUAUUUUGGUGUAAUAUUAUAUGUUAUAACUCAUAUGUUAGAUGAGAUUUGAUAUAAUUUAUCAUGAUAAGUACAAUAUAAUGACGCUUUCCAUAUUUCCAGACUAAACCGAAUUAAAACGGGUGAUCCAUUAACCCUUGACCCACUAGCUCAACCGGGUCCGGGUCAACCCACGGGCUCAAUAGUAUACUAUCAAAAAGAAAAUUGGUUUCCCGCCCCAUUCCCUCCAACGUGUUCCCGCCCAAACCAAAAAAAAGGGAGGCAACGGGGACAGUGAAAGCUCUUGCUGGAGUUGAAGAAAACCGCACUAUAGCGGAGAAGUCAGAAGAGGAGAGUCAAAACUUCAAAGCGCAGAGAAAAUGGCUGACGCAGCUCCAACAGGCUGCUACAAGUGUGGCCGCCCCGGCCAUUGGUCCCGUGACUGCCCCGAUUCCCAGUCGAACCCUAACCCUAAUCCCCCAACUUCUGGUUCAAAUCCCAGCAACAAUUCUUUCACCAGAUCCUUUCCCCCGAAGUUCGGCAACAACGGCAAACCACCUCUCGCGCCGAAGCCAAAGAAGGUCCCCAGAACCAGGCCGAAGCUCACUCCCGACCUUCUUCUAUCCGACGAUGGCUUCGGCUUCAUCCUCCGCUACUUCCCCAAAAACUUCAAGUACCGUGGCCGCGGGCGCGAGGUUAGCGAUUUGGGGCACUUGCUUAGUUUGUACAGUGAGUGGCAUGAGCGUCUCCUCCCGUACUAUUCAUUCGAUCAGUUCAUACAGAGGGUGGAACGAGUGGCUGCUUCAAGGCGUGUCAAGACAUGUAUUUCAGCUAUAAGAGAUAAAGUUGCCCGUGGGGGGGAUCCAACAAAGUUGCAUGAAUCGCCGGCCGAGAAUGAUAAUCUAGAUGAACAAGAUCUUUCAACUCCUGCUGAAGGCAUGAAUUCUGAGGGGUUUCAUUGUGAGGCACAACCAUCUUCGGGCAACCAUGGGGCUGAAGCUGUGGAAGAAGACCUAUUUCAAGACAUUUACGAAAGAGCUACUGAUCCUCCAUCUCGCACCACAGGAUCGGGGAGUGGGCCCCAAGUAAAUGAUAACAAUGGAUCCAGCAGCAGGAAUGAAGCUGCUGAGAUCACAGAAGAACAGAGAGCUCGUAUUGAAGCAAACAGGUUGAAGGCACUUGAAAAAGCUGCCGCUCGCAGACGAUUGCAGCAGCAGUCUGCCUCAUGACCGGUGAACCAGACCACCACCCUUUCCAUUGUCCUGGACCCUACUUUAGCAAGCCGUUCGAUCAAAAGAACGCUGCAAAAUCUCUAUGUUCUUGUAUUUAUUUAUUUUUUUAUGAAUUUGGGACUAAUAUCAAUAUGAUGUAGAAGAUUGCUAUCACUGAAGAUUAGAGAAGGAGACAGUUUGGUUAGUUUCAGUUGUAUUUGAAAGAAGGAAGAGGGGGGGAGUUCAUGUCCUUAUGUUGGCCACAUCAGCGUAUUUCAAGUAGGGCAUCAUAUAAGCUACGCUGUUCAUGAGCGGAGUGAUAUUUGAUUUGAGAAAAAGUUCGUUAGGUGUUUGAUUCGAUUGCUAAUGAUUCGAACUUGAGCUAAGUCUUUUUGAAUUCGUGAGACUUGUUACUUGUGAGUCACCUCAAUUCGGUGUUUCGUUGAGUUUAACUCAUUAGCUUAUUAGUUUUGAGCUCAUGAGAUGUCUCAAUAUUGUAAUGAUUGAGUCAAUUAGACAACCUAUUUAUUAAUGAAUAGAUGAGUGGGCU
This is a messenger RNA of Linum trigynum, 1758 nucleotides long. The record is from the annotation of a GenBank genome assembly. NCBI's taxonomy places the organism in Eukaryota, Viridiplantae, Streptophyta, Magnoliopsida, Malpighiales, Linaceae.